CCUCAGCUAGCCACUGCAGCUAUAUCAGUCUUCUACGAGAACUGUACCUCUCUCAGCCAUCAUGUGCAAGUUGGUGAUCCUGCCCCUGUUGUUCGCCGCCGUCUCGGCCGGUCUGGUGGGACACGGCAUCCCGGCGCUCGGCUCCGUGGCGGUCCACGCUCCGGUCGUAGCUGGCCCGGGUCUGGGCUCCGUGGCGAUCCACGCCCCCGUCGUAGCUGGCCCCGCCCUGGGCUCCGUGGCGGUGCACGCCCCCGUCGUAGCCGCCGCCCCCCUCGCCACCUCCUACACCAGCGUGAUCAGGGGCCCCGCCGUCGCCGCUCUGCCGCUGGGAGCGCACGGGCCCGCCGUCAUCGCCGCUCAUGGCAUCCACGGCUGAGACCACCACACUACCCUCGCACUGAGCCCGCCUCGAGCUGACAAGCCGCAAUAAACUAUACCCAACACCAACCAUGUCUCUCAUUUGUACUGCAUUGUUGACCCUAGGUGUCGUACCUAGAUAUAACCCUUUAUUUCCCAUCCUCUUUUCUGAUAUUCCUGAUAAAUAUUGUCGUGAUGUUGGGGUUAAUUUUAAAGAAAAAAUUUAAAUGUUAUCAAAUAAGUAGGUAAGAGUCUAUAAAAGUUGUUUUAACUUUAUUGGGGGCAAAAGUAGCUCUAGGUGAACUCGCUUGAUAUUCUACUUUAAAUUUUCGAAAGACAUUCGUCUUAUAAAUUCCUCUUAAAUUUAUAAAAUACUCUGAACUUUAAUGGAUAUAGAUUCUGCUCCCUGUACAGAAUGUCUAGAGAGAUAUAAAUAAAAUGAAAUACUUAAAAAAACUUAAAAAAAAUUAAAAA
Molecule: messenger RNA, 831 nt
Organism: Bacillus rossius redtenbacheri
Lineage: Eukaryota; Metazoa; Arthropoda; Insecta; Phasmatodea; Bacillidae
Product: cuticle protein LPCP-23-like
Exons: 2
Coding region: 62-376 (104 amino acids)
Source: RefSeq, a predicted model, not a curated record